AUGGACUGUUCCAUCCGAGCGAGUAUCUGGACGCGGCAGGAGACGACGCUUCUCUUGGACCUGUGGGAACAGGAGACGCGUCGCCAGAACUUGGACGGCACGGCGCGGAACUACAAGGUCCACCAGCGCAUCUCGCAGGUGCUCAUGGCCAAGGGCUACUGCCGCUCGCCCAUGCAGGUUCGCGAGCGACUGAAGCGACUGCGACGCGAGUUUCGCGAGUCCCGUCGUUGCGAGUACUACGAUAGGGUCGCGGCCAUCAUGGCCUCCACAAGGGCCGCCGCCAACGGCGCCGACCUGGUAGCGACGCACGACGGUGCCAUGGACGCGACCUCGAACGCCGCGUCGCCCAACGACCACCACCACAUCCUGGGAGGCGCCUGCGACGACGACAUGGUUGACAGCAUGAAGGCCGACGACUACUCCCAGACGACUUCGGAGAAUGAGACAGACUACCAGGACAGCAGGAACGGCGGUAACGGUGCCAUUGCCGAAGACGAGUCCCUCCUUCUACAGCGGCGGACAGUGCAGUUGCUGUCAGCGCUGGUCGAGGGACAGCGGCGAGCUCAGAAGUCCACCGUGUGUUUCCAACGCCAGAUGCUUCAGCACAUGCACGCCAUGUCCGGUGCCAUGCAGACUGUGGCUGGAGCCCUGGCCCGUGCCUGUCUGUACAUGCCGCCGGGAGACCGGGCCGAUGGCGCCUGCAGUCCCAGCUACGCGGCCAGUCUGCUUGAGCACGACGACCUGGUCGAGUCCCGGGAGGCCGACACGCCAUCUCCCAGGAACUACGUCAAGCACGAACCCAGUGACUGA
Rhipicephalus microplus (southern cattle tick) is the source of this 810-nucleotide messenger RNA. RefSeq lists its product as uncharacterized. The record is from RefSeq and is a predicted model, not a curated record. Lineage: Eukaryota; Metazoa; Arthropoda; Arachnida; Ixodida; Ixodidae.